UGUAUAGUUAGUUAGUCGGAUCCGAUGGGAACCAAGCCUUGUUUGCAGCUGAGAAAAAAGGCUGGCGUCCUAAUCCAUCCCAUAUCGAAGCGUAUGUAGUAGGUUUUCUUCCUCUUUCCUUCCUGUCUUUCGAAGCGCAUCGAUGGGGUGGACGAGCAGCCGGGUCUCCUACAUCGCCUCUCGCGUAUAUUUCGUCCUCAUCAUCUUCCAAAUCCCUCUGUUCAGGGUCCCAUGCAGAUCAGGGAUGUGUACAACACCAAUACAAGUGACAUCUUCACAAUUAAUUGCAAAUGAAAUAUUUCCUCCAUUUAUUGUGAAGGCUCUCCUCUACCCUGGAGCUAUAGUGAAUGGUCUCCUCACAAACAUGACGUUCCCAAGCUGGGACAAUGUGCUUCACAUGUACAACCUGACAGAGGCUAAAAAUGCCUCAGCAAUAGUUGAUCUUCAGCGUCUAGAGGUUCUUGCUGGAAGCUACUUCUCUGUUGCAGGUGCCUUCGUAGGUCUCAUAAAUCCCGGGAGAAUGACCCUGUUUGGGACUCUUUUAGUCGUCUGGGGCCUUGUAAAAGAAGGGAUUCUUGGAAAACCCGUGAACACUGAUCCAACAAAAGCUGUUUAUGUCUACCCAACAAUUGUUGUUGCGCUAAUAUGUGCCUUUUCAUCAAUAAGGUACAAUGUGAAGAAGUCAGUCAGAAGUGGUCAGGCUGCCCCUGUUGCAAAGCCACUGAAGAGCUCGGCCAAGUCAAAACUGAAAUAGAUGAUGUACAAGGAAGAACCGCUCUUUCCAUCUGGGGAAAGAAGAAAAAAAGGGGUGUGGAGAAUGGUUUUUGUUCGAUUGCAUCGGAUUAUUUUGAUUUUGAUCGGCAAGAAGCCAAUUACAGAACUUGUUACGGUGCUGUACUAGUGUGCUCUUUAUGACACAGGAGAUGACACAAAUUUCAUUGUGUGAUUUUGAGCAAUUAAACUCGGUGCUUGUCGUAUUUACACAGGUUACAAUGACGAUAUGCUGGCUUUUGGAGCGAGCAGUUAACCAUUAUCAUUUCUGAGAA
Elaeis guineensis (African oil palm) is the source of this 1046-nucleotide messenger RNA. RefSeq lists its product as uncharacterized. The record is from RefSeq and is a predicted model, not a curated record. NCBI's taxonomy places the organism in Eukaryota, Viridiplantae, Streptophyta, Magnoliopsida, Arecales, Arecaceae.